Sceloporus undulatus (fence lizard) is the source of this 3660-nucleotide messenger RNA. RefSeq names its product kelch repeat and BTB domain containing 2 (gene KBTBD2). NCBI's taxonomy places the organism in Eukaryota, Metazoa, Chordata, Lepidosauria, Squamata, Phrynosomatidae. The record is from RefSeq and is a predicted model, not a curated record. Gene Ontology annotation, molecular function: protein binding. The coding region runs from base 498 to 2366 and encodes 622 amino acids. The transcript has 4 exons.
GACGUCGGACCGGAAGUAGGCGGGGCACGAGAGAGGGAGCGCGAGCCAGUGCGCAGCCGCAGUGAGUCCCUCUGUCGCCCGGGCCCUGCCCUGCUCGCUUCCUUCUCGGCGCCCGGAGCAGGCCGCAGUCACAAGUGCAGCCAUUGAUUGAGAGAUGGUUGAAGAAAAUCUACCUCACACAUUUCAUUUAUUCGCCUACGUGCUGCAUCACUGGAAAUCUCACCAGAAACUUGGCUGUCAUUCUUGAAUGUCUCAGAAGAACAGAUGAACAUCAAGUCAGUGCAUUGCACCCCAGGAGUGGGUCAAACUCUGAAGUAUUCUUAAUUCAGCAGUACAGUCUGUCAUUGCUGUAUGUCCUAAUAAAGUUUUCAAAGGCUUCGAAGAGUAUCCCCUAAAAUUUCUUCUGAGAUUUUCAAGAAAUGGUUCUUUGACCUCUUUCCUGCUGUAAUAAAGUGGCUUCUCUAAUCUGGUCCUGGAAAUAUUAAUGGAAUGCAGACAUGUCUACCCAGGAAGAAAGGCAGAUCAACACAGAAUAUGCUGUGUCCUUACUGGAGCAGUUAAAGUUAUUCUAUGAACAGCAGUUGCUAACUGACAUUGUUUUAAUUGUUGAGGGCACUGAAUUCCCAUGCCAUAAGAUGGUUCUUGCUACAUGUAGCUCUUAUUUCAGGGCUAUGUUUAUGAGCGGGUUGAGUGAAAGCAAACAAACGCAUAUCCAUCUGAGGAACGUGGAUGCAGCCACUUUACAAAUCAUAAUAACUUAUGCUUACACGGGUAAUUUGGCAAUAAAUGAUACAACAGUUGAACAGCUUUAUGAAACAGCUUGCUUCUUACAGGUAGAAGAUGUGUUACACCGCUGUAGAGAAUACUUAAUUAAAAAAAUAAAUGCAGAGAACUGUGUACGGCUCUUGAGUUUUGCUGAUCUUUUCAGUUGUGAAGAGUUGAAACAGAGUGCUAAACGGAUGGUGGAACACAAGUUCACAGCUGUAUACCACCAAGAGGCUUUCAUGCAACUCUCACAUGAUCUGCUGAUAGAUAUUUUGAGUAGUGACAACUUAAAUGUGGAAAAAGAAGAGACAGUUCGUGAAGCUGCUAUGUUGUGGCUGGAGUACAACACAGAAUCUCGAUCACAGUAUUUAUCAUCUGUUCUUAGCCAGAUAAGAAUUGAUGCGCUUUCUGAAGUUACACAAAGAGCUUGGUUUCAAGGCUUACCACCAAAUGACAAAUCGGUAGUAGUUCAAGGAUUAUAUAAAUCCAUGCCGAAGUUUUUUAAACCAAGACUUGGAAUGACUAAAGAGGAAAUGAUGAUCUUCAUUGAAGCUGCUGCUGAAAACCCUGGUAGUCUUUACUCUUCAGUAUGCUACAGUCCACAGGCUGAAAAAGUUUACAAGCUCUGCAGCCCUCCUGCUGAUUUGCAUAAGGUUGGAACACUUGUAACUCCUGAUAAUGAUAUUUAUAUAGCAGGUGGACAAAUCCCACUGAAAAACACAAAAGCCAACCACAGUAAAACUAGCAAACUUCAAGUUGCCUUCCGAACUGUGAAUUGCUUUUACUGGUUUGAUGCCCAGCAAAACACUUGGUUUCCAAAGAGUCCAAUGCUGUUUGUUCGCAUAAAGCCAUCCCUGGUUUGCUGUGAAGGCCACAUCUAUGCAAUUGGAGGAGACAGUGUAGGUGGAGAGCUCAACAGGAGAACUGUGGAAAGGUAUGAUACUGAGAGGGAUGAAUGGACCAUGGUAAGCCCGCUGCCCUGCGCCUGGCAAUGGAACACAGCGGUUGCUGUUCAUAACUGCAUUUAUGUAAUGGCACACAAUUUGAUGUACUGUUACUUCCCCAGGUCAGAUGCUUGGGUUGAAAUGGCUAUGAGACAAACUAGUAGAUGCUUUGCUUCAGCUGCUGCUUUUGGAGACAAAAUAUUUUACAUUGGAGGCCUGCAUGUUGGCGGCAACUCUGGGAUUAGACUCCCUACUAGCACUGUAGAUGGGUCUUCCGUAACUGUGGAGGUUUAUGAUGUAAAUAAAAAUGAAUGGCAAAUGGCAGCCAAUAUUCCUGCCAAACGGUAUUCUGACCCCUGUGUCAGAGCUGUUGUGAUCUCUAACUCCUUGUGUGUCUUCAUUCGAGAAACCCACAUGAAUGAAAGAGCCAAGUAUGCGACCUACCAAUAUGAUAUGGACCUUGAUUGUUGGUUCUUGCGUCAGCAUAUACCUGAGCGGGUGCUCUGGGAUUUGGGAAAAGACUUCCGGUGUACUGUGGGAAAGCUGUAUCCAUCUUGCCUUGAAGAGUCCCCAUGGAAGCCUCCCCCAUACCUCUUUCCAGAUGCGGCUGAUGAAUUUGAACUGGAUGGAGAGAUGGUCACACUACCACCUGUAUAGCUCCCAAAAUUCAGAGACUGCAUGCCUAUAAUUGGUUACCAUGAAAAUUCUUUUUCAGGCAGUAGGACUGGAAACUGAAACAUUAAGCUGGCUUUGUCUGUAUGCCCUACAUAACAUUUUGUGGCCAGAGUAUAAAUCAGUGAAAUUUAUGAGCAGAUAUGCUUCCAUAAUCUGAAACAAUCCCUCUGAGAGCUGAUGGGAUCUAUAUGUAUAUUGCAAGCUUAAAGCAUCUGCUUAUUGUCUUAAUUUUUUUUUUUAGUCCUGUGAAGACUUUUAGUUCAGGAAACUUUCACAAAAGCAGCUUCUGUUUCUAGGAUGGUAUGUUAAUUGCUCAAAGUAUCUUCCAGUUAUAUUUGAGUGAGUUCUGGAAAUCUCUCUAUGUGCUAGUUAUCUAGAUUGUGUGGCCUAAUAGAAUGUGCUGCACUUGUGUUGCAGCUGCGUUGGUAUAAUAAUGCCAUGUAAAAGAAGAAGCAAAUCCCAUGGAUCUACCUGUGGUAGGAAGGGUAGAUCUUCCAUUUUACAGUGACAUGCAGGGCAAAAUGACUGCAGGCUCAGUCAAGCUGUAUUAUUAAUAUUGUAAUUAUUAUUAGGUGCAUGUUAUUUUCACUAACUUAUACCUGUCUAUUUAGAAUACAGGUCUUCCGAGCAGCUGGUAGUUUGCCAGGUGUGAACUUACGUUGCUGGGCUUGCAAUGCUGAUUGCCAGCCCUUCCUAGUGCGGGUCUGCGUGGAGCUUUUGAUCAGUAAAUAGCUCCACAUUCUGUUUCAAAAACAUUGGCUCAUGCAUAUUACUUCCUGCUGCUUGUUCCCCCUGCCCCAGUGUAAACUAAGAGUUAGUGUGGAUUAACCAGGUCUUUAUUUUUGUUAAUUUAAUAACAAGCAUUUACUGUAGUGUGGCUGUGUAUAAGUAUCCCUUAGUUGUCUUUUUUUUUUCUUUUUCCUUUUUCGAGGGGAGCAAAUUUUGUUCAGGAAUACUCUGCAGGAGAGCAGUUGACUAGUGCUGCUUUGGCAUUAAUCCCAGGAACCACUAGCAGUAGCGGGGAGCCACCAAUCUUACAUGAGCACAGGUGCUUCAUGAUGGAUCGUUCUAGCAUGUUCAGCUGCAUCAUGUUCUGGCACUGUAUUUUGAAUGAUAUUAAUUUAUUAAAAAAUGAAUUGAGACUUGUUUACUCAUGUGUUGCUUGUUGGUUUUUUUGCAAGACAGUAUGCUUUAGAAACAGUAGUGUGUUAGUUAUGAUUGGCAAGGCGUAUGAACUUAUCUCUCUCGCACCAAUAAACCUGAAAAUAUGUCUCAA